Messenger RNA from Carassius auratus (goldfish), 4677 nucleotides. RefSeq names its product GULP PTB domain containing engulfment adaptor 1a (gene gulp1a). The transcript has 12 exons. Lineage: Eukaryota; Metazoa; Chordata; Actinopteri; Cypriniformes; Cyprinidae. The coding region runs from base 1464 to 2591 and encodes 375 amino acids. The record is from RefSeq and is a predicted model, not a curated record.
UUGAUAUGUAACAUUACAGUUGUUAGAUUUUCUCUUACCCCAUUUUACAGAGCAGUGGUCAUCUAGAAGUAUUGGCUUUAGUAUUUGUGUGUCCUUGUUCCUAAGCCACCUUUUCAAAAAUGCACUUGACUGAAGACAGUUAAAGGGCAUGUUUGAUUUUGAACAUGAAUUUGUGAGAGGACGUCGUUAGAUUGCCCUAGGAAUUUAAGUAAACUGACUUCAAUCCCCUUCAAGAAGAAUAGUGGAACCUUUGAUGUGCUUUUAAGUUUCGACCAAUGUCUCAUCCCCACCCCAGUGCUUUUAAUGAAACACACAUUCAUAUGCAAACAGGACAUUUGAAAUAAUCAUCUAUAAUUACAGAAUAAUACGAUAUACAUGAUUGCAACACUCCCCACAAUUUAUGAAAUAAAUGUUGCACAGAUACACCUCAAGAGAACAAAAGACGAAUCACAUUCAUACAGAAAAAGAGCAUCUGAAGUGGUUGAAUUUAGGCGAGGCAUAUGCACAAUACAACUAUUCUGAUAACAAGUUUGAAAGCAAAAUUUACUUUCACACAAAGUACAACCUUAAAUACCAGGUCAAAAAACAAGCAGCAAAUGUGUGCAUGAAACAUAUGAAACCGUCCUGCAGUGAGUGUUUUGUUUUCACUAAAACACACAAAUGAUCACAAACAACACGACAGAAAAACAUUAGGAAGCAUUAUAAGCAACAGUAAUUGGCACACAUUCAAAAAUAAAUGACAUUCAAGGAAAAGAAUAUUUAGCGGAGUCUGAUGAUGAAAACCUGAUGAAAUGAUACAGUGUCUGUAUGAUUGGCAUCUGUUUGCAUGCUGUGAAGUGCCAUGAUUUGCAAUAUUAAUACUGAUUUGUUCUGAACCCAGAAUGAGUUAUGUUCCUGUUUAGGGUGGAAGAAAUGCACACACAUUAUGUCUGCAGUACAAAGCGAUAUUAUGCACACCCCUAUAAAAUAUUCAAAUGUGAUUACAGCUAAGAAUAUAAUAUUUACAUAAUUAAUAUAAGCACUUUCCCGCAUGUGUAGCAUUGCCAACAAUUCUUUUUGCACGGUUAAAAUAUGCAUAUGGACAAAAGUAGGAAUUAAUUGAAUAGUUCGCCCAAAAAUAUGCAAGGUUUUUCACAUAUGUAUUUGUGAGCCACAUAAAUUGGCUUCCUGAACAAAACUGAUCCAAAAUAAUAAUUUAACUCACAGUUAAUAAUGCAUUGCACUUCUGACUCGCAUUGCAAUUUAAAUAUUGUAUGACUUUGGAGAACUUAGAAUAUAGUGCAUGAGUCAAAUAUGGAUACAUUUUUUUUUUUUUUUUGACCGAUGUGGCCACAUUGAGCUAUUAUUGAAAGAGGGGCAUUGAAAAUUCUCCUUGAUUCUACAUACAGUACAAGUCUGGAUCAUCAUGAAGGUAGAGGUGGCACAUUCCAGGAAAUCGCAGCUGAGACGCAGCGUUUUCAAGCAUGAACCGGGCAUUUAACAGAAAAAAAGAUAAAUCAUGGAUGCACACUCCAGAAGCACUGGCCAAGCAUUUUAUAGCAUACAAUGCCAAGUUUCUGGGGCACACAGAAGUCGAUCAGCCCAAAGGUACAGAGGUGGUGAGAGAUGCCGUCAGAAAGCUCAAGUUUCAGAAACACAUUAAGAAGUCAGAGGGACAGAAGAUCCCAAAAGUGGAAUUACAGAUCUCCAUCUACGGCGUGAAAAUAUUAGAUCCUAAAUCAAAAGAAGUACAGCACAACUGUCAGUUGCACCGGAUAUCCUUCUGUGCAGAUGAUAAGACAGACAAAAGGAUAUUCACAUUCAUUUGUAAAGAUUCGGAAUCCAACAAACAUCUCUGCUAUGUGUUUGACAGUGAAAAAUGUGCAGAAGAGAUAACUUUGACCAUCGGCCAAGCGUUUGACUUGGCUUACAAGAAGUUUUUGGAGUCCGGGGGAAAAGACGUAGAGACGAGGAAACAGAUAGGUGGCUUACAGAAAAGAAUUCAAGAUCUUGAAGCUGAGAAUUCUGAGUUGAAGAAGCAGUUGCAAGUCUUGGAGGAACAGCUGAUGAUUGCUCAAGUUCCUCCUCUUCUUCACAUUAACUCUUCUAAUGAGGACUAUAUGCUUCAGAGACCCUCAUCUCUCUUCUGGUGUCACAACGUGACCUCGUUCUCUUGCCUCGAAAUCUCUUCUGUUACACUAACGCCAAUGAGCUCACCUGACUCUAACCUUUCUGCUGGUCUUCUGACUCCUCCACCUGCUAAACCGGCUUUGGCAAAGCCUCCCAGUGGAGCCAGUGUUCCUCGCCCUCCUGGAAACAGCAUGUCCUCGAAGACGCCCACUGACAUAUUUGACAUGGUUCCAUUUUCUCCAAUGACCCCAUUGGUUCCAUUACCAGCAAGCAAUGGCUCGGCCCCUCCACCCCCUGCAAGGCCUACAGAGAUGAGGAGAGACCUGUUUGGUGCAGAACCAUUUGACCCUUUUACCUGCGGGGCAGCUGACUUUCCUCCCGACAUCCAGUCCAAGCUGGAUGAGAUGCAGGAGGGGUUCAAAAUGGGACUAACAGUGGAGGGCACUGUCUUUUCCCUUGAUCCGCUAGAAGGUCGCUGCUGAUGCCAAGAAGAAAGUUUUGUCACUUUCAUGUUAAACCAUUUGUAUUAAAGUGCCAAACUCGGGUUUACAGUCAAGAUGUCAAAGUCUUACCUUACGUUUUUUAUGUAUUUGCAUUUUGAAUUUGGUUUACUAAAAGUAUAUUGAGAAAUCAGAAACAGUAGAAUCACUAUUUUUGUAAGAACUAAGAAAAAUAAAAACUAGAAAUGUAGUUUUAACACCCCUUGCUUGUACUGGUUAUGAAGGAUGUAGAUGUCCAAUUGCACAGUCUGUGGCAACGUUUCAUUUCUAUUAUCUAUUCCUAAUUCUUUAAGCUUGUGUUAUGCUAACAAGCUGCUGUUUUUAAUCUGUGGCAUAUUACAAUUCAUAAACGCAUACAAUGUUAUAAUUAUGUAGAGUUCCCUUGACAUAUAUUUUUUUUACUUUAUUUUUAACACUUAGUACAUUACCAUACAUAAUAAUCACAUUCCUUUUGUAUCCAAUCACAUGUAAAAUUAUGAUAUUGUUUUUGUUAAUAGCAAUGGCUCUAUUAAAAUACAUAUUUUUUAACUGAGCAGCAGCGCCAUGAAUGGCAGGACUGGACUGUUUCCACAUUAACAUAUACUCGUAUUGCAGUUUAAUUUUAUAUUAUAUAUUUUAGUAUACUCUUGCACAAGGAAGCACUUUGAAAGAGCUCUGUUCAUGUAUUAUUGUUAAUUCAGCCUUUGCUGUUGUAGUCAUUAAAAGAAAAUGGCACAUAUUCUCUGUUCUCUUGUGUAAGUUAUGUUUUGUAACAUGUUUUUCUUAGAUCUUUAUUUGCAUUAAAUAAGAGACAUUGUAUGAAAUAGUUUUUUUUUUUUUGCUUAACAAAUCUUCACCCACAUGCUGUACACUGUAAAGAAAUGGUAAGAUUAUAGUAAAAUUAUCAUUAUGUAUUUGAGUCCCAUUCAUUUACCUUUAAAUUUAAAGUGUCUUAAAUUUACUCUCUUAAUAUUAGUAUAAAAGCUGAAAAUGUUAGUUUUUCACGCUAUAAUUUGUCAUGAUGAUUGUUCAGAAUGUAAUUUGGCUCAAUCAUGUAAUCUGUGUACUGUUCAUAAGUUUUCUUUCUGAAGAGCACCACAUAUUGGUGUGUUACUUCAUACUUCUCACACCGUUGCUCUGGUAAGCUGCUCUUUCCCAUAAUUUGUAUGUUCGACAAAAGUGUUUUUUACGUUCAUUGUAGUGCUACACCAAGAUGCAUCAUAUUUCAAUAAGUGCAAUUAUUGCAGAAAGCCUGUCUGAGGAACUUACAAGGCAUAAUAAUAUAACAUUCAUUAAUUUUCUAUUCAGUAAUUUGUGUUAAUCCCAAAUACUGCUAAUAUAACGAGCAGUCCUCGCUAGGCAUUUACAGUUCUGAUCAUAUUUGACAUAUUUUUGUCAAAUAUUUUUAACAUACAGAAAAAUUACAAUAUUUUAACUUUUUUAUAUAAAAAAAUGUUAAACUAGUAUUUUCUGCCAUUCUUUACUAUUUGCAAAAAUAUUACUUAUGAAAAAAUUACAACAGCAACAACAUUCUAACAGGUUAUGACAAAAUUGCAGAAAUCACUCUAGCAACUUACAGAGGAUAUAAUGAAGCAAAGCAAUAUCUUACAACUUUAUUAAUUAAAAAUAUAUUUUCAUGCUUAAAAGAAACAAGCAUCUUAAAAAGUAAAGAAGAAAGAGGGAGAAAAUAUUGUUGAUUGAUUCAAUAAAAUGUUUAAAUGUUUAAUUUGCAAAGCAAAUACAUGAGAUUAGCUUCAAAUCCAUAUACCACAUGGCUUUAAAAAGUUCUAAAAAUGAGUAAAAUAAUAGAAGAAAAAGUGCAAGAAUUAUAGGUAUAACUGCAUGCUUUAGAAAAUGACAUUUUUCAAUACUGCAUCUAAUUUUAGCAUUUUACUACAUUGUGCCUUUUACCUUUACAAAAGCAUUUAAAGUCUAAAACUAAUGGGUUAAAAUUUCUGUUGCAUUGCACUUGUGAUAGAAGUACUUCGUUUUCAGUAGGCUAUGGGAAAGAGAAAUAAUAAUGCUCCUUUUAGCGAUGGAGAGAUGCAUUUAAUUUUAUUUGCAUUUCCUUAAACUGCAAAAAAAAAAA